Messenger RNA from Neurospora hispaniola, 1936 nucleotides. Its product is annotated as UTP-glucose-1-phosphate uridylyltransferase. Gene Ontology annotation, biological process: UDP-alpha-D-glucose metabolic process; glycogen metabolic process. Lineage: Eukaryota; Fungi; Ascomycota; Sordariomycetes; Sordariales; Sordariaceae. Gene Ontology annotation, cellular component: cytoplasm. Gene Ontology annotation, molecular function: UTP:glucose-1-phosphate uridylyltransferase activity. The transcript has 3 exons. The coding region runs from base 106 to 1671 and encodes 521 amino acids. The record is from RefSeq and is a predicted model, not a curated record.
CCUAUUUAUACCUACCUAGGUACCUAAUCCUCCAAGACGCCCGUCACCAUUUCGACCUCCUUUUCCAACGUAAUUCCCGACUUUGUCACCACACAAUUCGACACAAUGGCCCAAGCAAUCAGGAGCGCCCUCCCCGACCGCCUCAUGCCUUCCAACGGCGACGAGGAGUUUGCCAAGAGACACCAUGGCAAGACUAGAUCCCACAUGGCUUUCGAGAACACCUCCACAAGCAUUGCCGCUGCCCAGAUGCGCAAUGCCCUCACAAAGCUUGCCGAGACGGUCAAGGACCCCGACCAGAAGAAGCUCUUCGAGACCGAGAUGGACAACUUCUUCUCGCUCUUCCGCCGCUACCUGAACGACAAGGCCAAGGGCAACGAGGUCAACUGGGACAAGAUUGCCCCUCCUGCCCCUCACCAGAUCGUCGACUACGAGAGCCUCGCUAACAACAACUCGGUCGACUUCCUCAACAAGCUUGCCGUUCUCAAGCUCAACGGUGGUCUCGGUACCUCCAUGGGCUGCGUCGGCCCCAAGUCCGUCAUCGAGGUCCGUGAUGGCAUGUCCUUCCUCGACAUGUCCGUCCGCCAGGUUGAGCACCUCAACCGCACCUAUGGCUCCAACGUGCCCAUCCUCCUCAUGAACUCGUUCAACACGGAUGACGACACUGCUGCCAUCAUCAAGAAGUACGAGGGCCACAAUGUCGACAUCCUCACUUUCAACCAGUCCCGCUACCCCAGAAUCUACAAGGACUCCCUCCUCCCCGUCCCCAAGUCCUUUGACUCUCCUCUCCAUGACUGGUACCCUCCCGGACACGGUGACGUUUUUGAGUCUCUCUACAACUCGGGUAUCCUCGACAAGCUUAUUGAGCGCGGUAUCGAGAUCAUCUUCCUGUCCAACGCCGACAACCUCGGUGCCGUCGUCGACCUCCGCAUCCUCCAGCACAUGGUGGAGACCGAUGCCGAGUACAUUAUGGAGCUUACCAACAAGACCAAGGCUGACGUCAAGGGUGGUACCAUUAUCGACUACGAGGGCUCCGUCCGUCUCCUCGAGAUCGCCCAGGUCCCCAAGGAGCACGUCAACGAGUUCAAGUCCAUCAAGAAGUUCAAGUACUUCAACACCAACAACAUCUGGAUGAACGUCCAGGCCGUCAAGCGUGUCGUUGAGAACAACGAGCUCGAGCUCGAGAUCAUUCCCAACGAGAAGACCAUCCCCGGCGACAAGAAGGGCGAGUCCGACAUCAGCAUUGUCCAGCUCGAGACCGCCGUCGGUGCCGCCAUCAAGCACUUCAAGGGCGCUCACGGUGUCAACGUGCCCCGUCGCCGCUUCUUGCCCGUCAAGACCUGCUCCGACCUGAUGCUCGUCAAGUCGGAUCUCUACACCGUCAAGCACGGCCAGCUCCAAAUGAGCUCGGCCCGCUUCGGUGACGCUCCCCUCAUCAAGCUUGGUAACGACUUCAAGAAGGUGUCGGACUUCCAGAAGCGCAUCCCCAGCAUUCCCAAGAUCAUUGAGCUUGACCACCUCACCAUUACCGGUGCCGUCAACCUCGGCCGUGGCGUCACCCUCAAGGGUACCGUCAUUAUCGUGGCCACUGAGGGCCAGACCAUUGACAUUCCUCCCGGAUCCAUCCUCGAAAACGUUGUUGUCCAGGGUAGCUUGCGCCUCCUUGAGCACUAAACGGGUUUUUGGGUUCUUGUCGUUUAAUUAUUAGCACGUGCCUUGUCGCUGUAUGGCCUAUUGUUGUGGGACGUCAUCAUGUCUUUUUUGCUGCACGUACAUAUGAUUAAUAUACCAAUGGUUAUGAAUGGGAAUUCAAUUACUCUUUUGUAAUAAAAUCGUCGUCUGUCCAUGUAAAGGACGAUGGUUUAGAAAAAGGAGAGAAGAAGAGAGGAAGAAGAAGAAGAAGAAGCAUGAUGGAGAUGGGUGAUGGCAUGAUGGGAAA